AUGGUCAAUUCAAGUAAACCUUGCAAAUCUGUUGAUACAAAAAGAGAGAAGACAUGGCUUUACGACCAGUAUUACAUUGGUGAAAGAGAUUCUGAAAAGAGAAAGAGUGGACGUGGUAUACAUCACUGGACGGGAGCGAAGUCCCUAGAAAGCUACGAUGGUCAAUUCACAUGUGAUACAAUGCAUGGUGCCGGAGAAUACCGAUGGAGAUAUCAUGAUGGUAAACCAUUUACCUAUGAGGGCUAUUUCUUUAAUAAUAACAUGCAUGGAUAUGGAGUGAUGUCUUUUCCUGAUGGACGGACAUUUAGGGGUCUGUUCAUCAAUAACACACGAUGGGGUCCUGGUAUACAAUCACAUGCAGCGAUAAAUGAAGACGUUGGCCUCUGGUGUGGUAAUCAGCUUAUCAGAUUAGCAUGGAAACCAUCCACGCCGAGUAUCACUCCCGAUUUCAUGAUGAAUACUGUUGGAAAGACUAUAGUUGAAUAUCAUAGACGGUUAUUAGCCACAAAGAUAAAAGUCAUAGGAAAAAGUAACAGUGCCUUAGAUCUUCUAAAGGAAUGUGGGGCUGACCCAGUAUCAGCAGUAGAAAAAUGGCAUAAAUUAUAUCCAAAACAUUGCACAGAUAUCGCUAGUCCAAUGUGUCAUGUUCAACAAUUUGAAUACGACUAUUAUGAAAAAAAUACUCAAUAUAAACUUGAAGAAGUAAACCAGAUUCCAUACUUCGAGGACACGCAAACAAGCGACACCGAACAAAAUAACAUAUAUUAUGCAUGGAACAAUAAUAAUGUUACAAUAAACAUGAUGAAACAUAGCUAUCAACAUGAAGAGCAAAGGGACCACUCUCAGAUUGACUUAUCUUCUAUAUUAUCUGGUCCAAGGAGAUUGUUUAAAUCUGCUGGAAAGCACGAGGCUGAUUGCAGAGCUUUACUCUUGACUAGCUACUUAGGAUAUAUUGUUAAUGUAGCGCAACUUAUUAAUAAAGAAAAUGUUCACCCAAAUGUAUCCGAUUUGCAAGGAAAUUCAGCUCUCAUGUAUGCUACGUGCGGCGAUCAAGCAGAUGUAAUACGUUUCCUAGUGGAAGCGGGAGCUAACGUAAAUGCAUUCAAUGAUACUUGCUGCACACCUUUGGGAAUCGCUCUGAUGCGGUACGCUUGUGCUAUUAAUGAUAUUCCACCAAAUUCGAUGGUACAAGCCCUUAUUCCUCCACCAGUUAUACCUACUCCACCUACAGAAGAGUCAAAAGUUUUUGAAUGGAAUAUAAUAAGAGAUCAAUUUGGGCCAACUAUAACUUCAAUAAAUAGAACUCCAAGUAAAACAGGAAGAACAGCGAGUUCAAAGAAAGUUAAAUCCCUAAUGUCCAUUAAAGAUCAGCCUGUUAGCAAAAAAAAGACUGACGCAUCACCUAUAAAGCAUCCAGAACCGUUGUACGAAUCAGAUGAUUCAUUGUGUGAUUAUAAGAAAGUAUACAAUGACGCUAAUCGAGAAUAUUCGAUUAAAGUAAAUGAUAUAUUUAUAAGCCCCAACGCUGAUGUUCCAUACUUAUUCAAUAUCGCUGAUAUGAUCAUGGAAAUUGAAACUCUUGAAGAGGAUUCCAAGAAAAUUCAAGAGAAGAAUCCAAAAAAAAAUAUGUCGAAAGUAAUUAAAGACACCUUUAAAACUAGUAAAGUGUUGAUAAGUCAGAGUAAAGAAAGAUUAGACCACAUGUCAGAAAACAGCUUACAAAAAUUAAGAAGUGAUAUGUUGUCGAAAAUGAAAUUAACAAUUCUUGAACUUUUGGCAAAUGGUGCAAAACCAACGUUAGUGUGCUGUCCACAACCUGCAUUGGUGAUGGCAAUUUCAUGUAAUAGUCCUGACUUAAUCAAACACUUGGUGCAAUAUGGUGCUGAUGUAAACGAGUUAUAUCCAAGGUUACGAGGCUAUUCGCCAUUGGACAUUGCGGUAUCAAGACAGUUUACUUGGGAAAACUUAGAAAUAAUAAGAGCAUUACUCGAAAACGGCGCAAAUGCUAAUAGAAGUAUACACUGUGAAGGCGAUUCAUCAGAUAUCACUGUAACUGUAAUACGAAUUUCAGCACCAACACUUUUACAUGCUGUUCUUGCUAGAAAGGUAGAAAUUGAAAAUGAAGAAGAGAUUCGUCGUCAUUUAAUAGAUCUACUUUUAGAUUACAAUUGUAAUCCGCUAUCGCAGUUUAAAGGGCGCUCAGCGAUUGAUGUAGCAAUGACGAAAAAUAUAAGUUUAUUCGACGUAUUUGUGCGAAAUCGUAAAACGAAUCUAAAUUGUGUUAUUAAUGAUUCAAAUCAGAGCGUUUUAGUUAAAAUGUUUUCGAUUCCUUUCUUCAAAAGCAUUGGUGCGGAGAGAAUUCAAAUCUUGAUAGAUCUAUUGGUAUAUGGUGCAGAUCCUUUACUAUCGUGUAAGAAUGGCCAGGAUAAAUAUCAAAAUAUUUUUGUUUUCGCUAAAAAAACAUUGAGCGAAAUGGAAAAUGGCCCCCAAGAAAAAAUGAAGAAAGAAGAUGUCAAGAAACCUGAAAAACCCAAAAAGGAUGAAAAGCUGUCCACAAAAUCUAUUGGAAGAAUGGUAACAGAUGACAAAGAAGAUUAUAAGCAAGCUAUAGAACUCGUAACGGAGUGUGGUAGGCUUGUACAUAUACGAUGGUUGCAAGGACAAUUGGCUAAAAACCUUAUUGAAACCAUAUACAAAUACAGACAUCGACAAUGGAACAUGAUUUUAAACGAAUGUAAGAAUAAGAAGGCUAUCGGCCUGUGGCUUACGCCACAUCGUGGUAUAGAGAUAUGGAACAUUUUUAAUUCUACAAAAAAGAAAAUUUACACCGACCAAAGAGUUUUGAAACAUUUUCUAUGUAUUGUCACUUUUCUCGCUUGGAGAUUCUACAAUCCUAAAAAGAAUGAUUUCACUCCUUGGUCUAAGGUCACAACUAUUGUCAAAGACCUAAUAGAGAAGGAUGUCCUCUACCUUUUGAAAGAAAAUAAUUCUAUAAACAAAACAAUAGAAGAUAUUCCAUGGAAAUGUUCUUUUGUUAAACCUGAGCUAGAUAGAGCGGAGAAGAAAUUUAAAAUUUGCUUCGAGUGUGCAUUGCCCCUAAAUGAGAAUAAACUAACCUGCAAUAUAUGUAAAAUGAUAUCUUUUUGUUCGUUAGAAUGCUUAAAAGAAAAUGUAGAUAGAGCCAACUGUCAUCCCUGUAGCAACGAUUUAAAAUUAAAACAUUUUCCUUCACUAGACUAA
Molecule: messenger RNA, 3240 nt
Organism: Pieris macdunnoughi
Lineage: Eukaryota; Metazoa; Arthropoda; Insecta; Lepidoptera; Pieridae
Source: the annotation of a GenBank genome assembly